GAUAAGCAAGAAGUAGUGAACAGUGAGCUUGGGGAAUUUAUAUAGUAACCCGAGAAACCUUAUUCCAGAAAACGUGAAUUGGACAAAGGUAUCGAGGUGGCGAGGUGAACGUGUACGCGGUUGUAGGUGGGGACCAUUCGAAGGGUGGAAAUAUGGGUAGACCUGGUAGACAUGAACAUAGAGCGAGCCAUGGCAGAAAUAGCAGCUUCCCAAAGAUGCUCAAUGAGACGCCCAGGGGGGAUGUUGUUCUCGUAACUGGAGGAUGCGGAUUUCUUGGGAAGCACCUCGUCAAACUGGUGGCAGAGAGAGGCGAAAACGUAGCCGAAAUACGAGUCCUCGACAUCCAACAAAAACCAGAUGACUUAAAUUUAGGUUUCGAUGGAAAAAUGGCAGGGAUAGAGUUGAAAUACUUCCAGGGCGACAUACGGAACAAAGGGAAAAUCCAAGAGGCGUUUACAGGCGUAAACGCAGUGAUCCAUUGCGCAUCUAUCAUUGACACGGGGAAUUUACCCGACCAUGAAGUUAUGGAUUCCAUUAAUGUCAAAGGAACAUCAAAUGUUUUAGAAUCUUGCAUUGAACAAGGUGUGGAAUAUCUAAUCUACACUGGAACGUCAGAACUGGGUAGAAGUUGGGAUCCAAUCUUAGGAGCAGAUGAAGAUGACGUCGACCAGAGUCAGACCAGAGACGACCUCAUUUUAAAUGGCUACGCAAGAACGAAAUCCAAAGCUGAACGUGAAGCCCUAGCUGCUAAUGGUACAAUACUUCAUAAUGGCAAAACUAUGAAGACAAUAUCAUUGCGCCCCUGUGGUAUUUACGGUGAAGGCGAUUCUAAAUACAUCACCGUCAUAAUGAAGAUAGGCAAAUCCGUAGGGAUAUUACCCAUUCUUGGAUCAGCAGAAGUCAAAAUGCAGCGCGUGUAUGUUGGUAACGUAGCUUGGGCUCACGUCUGUACGCUAAACACAAUACGAAAGGAGGAGAAUAUCAGUGGGACGUCCUAUAUUAUCACGGACGACAGCCCGGUCUGUAACAACUUCCUGUGGGCCAAGCCCUUUCUCGAAGCCCACAAGGUGAAGCUGUUAAACAUAGAAAUUCCACUAUUGUUCUUGUAUUUCUUCUGGUCCAUCAUUGAGUGGUUCACUAUACUGAUUUCACCGGUAUUAAAGAUACGCAUGCCUUCUUCCAAGAAUGAGUUGGUGAUGGCGUGUACAACGUGCUACUACAACGGGGACAAGGCAAGGAGACAGCUUAAGUACAAACCACUGUAUUCAGCGCAGCACUGCUAUCAAAGGGCAUAUGAAUACUACACAAAUCUUGAACUAUAACAAAACCAAAAAAAAACAUUUAACCUCAAGGAAAUCCAAUUCGGACAAUUAAUCAUAAUUGAUAUUCGCAAUGCACAAGAAAUCCAUUAUUAUGCCUAACUGAGAUUCCGUAUGGUCCACUAUCACCCUGUUCCAUGUAUGCAUACGGUGGUGCUGAAAACAUGGUUUAGUUUGAUUAUAGAAUGCACACUUUCUUGGAUAUUUUACUUUUUAUUCCGAUACGCAAAUCUUGCAUAACACAAUCAGAUGACAUUAUUAUCAGGGUUGUUGGCAUUUUUAUUUGCACAAUUAAUCAAAAAAUGCUGCAUAAAUUUUAUUUAUCUGUAUAUUAACUGUCUCGUAUUGUGCAAGAGUUACUGAUGCGUGGAAUGUUUUUAUGAAGCUAUUAAUGACAAUCUCAGAUUUGAUGAUGGCUUUAUUCUUCCAUAAGUCAUUAUCUAUUGUAUACAUUUGAUGUAUUACUAUGUUUCAUUGAUUUUUAUUCACUAGCUUAACAUUUGUACCAAUUAUACAAAAAAUAAAUUUUUGUAACUUAAACUAUUCGUUAAUAUGUUUGCCUUGCAAAACAAAUGUAAUAAAAGCAAAACCGCUUGAUUUCCCAAGAAAAAGUUCCGAUAGAUAAAUAUAUACAGCAUGUAGAGCACUAUAUACGUUUUAAGAGAACUUGUACAUCACCUCCAGUCAUUACUGUCCCCCUCUCGAUUGGUUUUCCGAUGGAUCUAAUAACAACUGUUUUCGUAAUACCUCGGUGCUCAAUCGGGCACGCUACAGGAGACAGGAGAAUUAAAAAAUGCAAUGCCAUAAUUCAAAACACAGAACACAUUGUUUUUGUUAUAUUCAAAAUAUGAGGUUUUGAAAUAUUUAGGUUUUGCUACCAAGUGAAGUUUUUGUUGAUGUUUUAGUAGUUAUUUAUAAUUACAACAGUAACCUCUGGCUGUAGAAAACAACACAAUUAAUAAUUAUCCAGUCAUAGUCCCUGAUCUGAUUUUUCUAAGAGCUCUAGAUGUCCGCCACAAAAACGAACCGCUGAAUAAUGUUCCUACAUAUAUGCUCUAUAUUGGAAUAUGUUACAUUUAUCCGGUAACGGGGCUUUUGCUUAGAAAAUGAGGAUUUGGGCAAGGGUGUAUUGACUAACAUGGGGCUAUGCACGACUUUGAAACGGUAUCUUCAUUUUUUGUGGCGGAGUACCAGACAACGACACUUUAUUUUUCUUGGAGCAGGUUAA
Molecule: messenger RNA, 2547 nt
Organism: Owenia fusiformis
Lineage: Eukaryota; Metazoa; Annelida; Polychaeta; Sabellida; Oweniidae
Source: the annotation of a GenBank genome assembly